Molecule: messenger RNA, 520 nt
Organism: Diabrotica virgifera virgifera (western corn rootworm)
Lineage: Eukaryota; Metazoa; Arthropoda; Insecta; Coleoptera; Chrysomelidae
Exons: 3
Coding region: 108-437 (109 amino acids)
Source: RefSeq, a predicted model, not a curated record
CGUUAAGUUGUAAAUAAAUAAAUAUUAAGUAUAAAUAGGUAUAUUAUUGUUGUGAUACUAUACCAACAACCACACUUGACUUCAUAUUUGUAAACAUAUAGCUUAAAAUGGGUUCCAAAGCUUCUUUUGUUUGCGUAUUGAUGUUGUUGGUUGUUGUAGCCAAUGCGUAUGAUGCAACAAAUUGUCCUUCAAAUACAGGUCGCCAAAAAAAUCUUGUUUACGACAGUCUUUUGACAGGAGUGUCUAUCAAUGUUCGUAUUCCACAGGCAGGAUAUUUUAAUAGACCCAUAACCUGCCUUCAACUAAUUGAUCGACAGGGAACCUCUGUUUCUCCAAGGAUAGUGGAAGGCGGAUAUCUCGAUACAUACAUGGUAGUCAAUAUUACAUCAUUAAAUGGCCAAGUACUUUACUACUAUGCACAAAUAUAUAUUGAUUAAUUUAAUUUUUUUAGUUGAAUAAUAUUUAUGUCAAACUUAGUUUUAACAAAAUAAAAGCAUAUCCUUUAGGAUAACUAAAAGUU